AGCACAGCGCCUACUAUGCCUUCCUAAAUCCACCAUCAGAGGCACAUCAACAACUUCUGCUUCACUUCCCACCUCCACCACAACAACCCCACCAUCUGAUGACACUUUUUUAGUCCAGAAAAUUCUAUGGAACCUAAAACAAGGUGUAAGAGGGUAGCUGAUGCACAGGCUUUUAUCCUUAGGAUGAUUAGACGAAGUGGUGUUUCAAGAAUUGAGAUUGUGGAAUCUUUGGUGUCAACUUAUGGGAUAUGCGGGUCGAAUCCAUAUGCUUUUGAUUUGUUGAUUAGGACUUAUGUACAAGCUAGGAAGAUUAGGGAGUCUGUAGAAGCAUUUAGGUUGUUGCAAAGUAGGAAUCUUUGUGUUUCGAUUAAUGCGUGUAAUGGUCUUCUAGGAGGGCUUGUUAAGAUUGGUUGGGUCGACUUGGCAUGGGAAGUGUAUGGUGAGAUGAGAGGAAGUGACAUUCAGCCAAAUGUAUAUACCCUUAAUAUAAUGGUGAAUGCUUUGUGUAAAGAUGAGAAAAUUGAAAGUGUGAAGCAGUUUAUUCAAGAAAUGGAAGAAAAGGGAAUUUUUCCGGAUAUGGUGACUUACAAUACUUUGAUAAAUGCAUAUUGUCACGUGGGGCUUCUGGAAGAAGCCUAUGAAGUGAUAAACUUGAUGAAAGUUACAGGGUUGAGACCAUGUCUUUUGACUUAUAAUUCAAUAAUCAAUGGUUUAUGUAAGAAUGGACAUUACACGGCAACUUUUGGUUGAGUUGGCAGAGAGCGGACUGGCCCCUGAUACCGCUAGUU
Messenger RNA from Nicotiana tabacum (common tobacco), 788 nucleotides. The record is from RefSeq and is a predicted model, not a curated record. NCBI's taxonomy places the organism in Eukaryota, Viridiplantae, Streptophyta, Magnoliopsida, Solanales, Solanaceae.